Molecule: messenger RNA, 897 nt
Organism: Rotaria sordida
Lineage: Eukaryota; Metazoa; Rotifera; Eurotatoria; Philodinida; Philodinidae
Source: the annotation of a GenBank genome assembly
AUGAAUAUCGACAGAAAUAAAAUAAAUGAUGAAAUUAAUGAUUUACGAGGUAGUUUACAAUUGGGAAUACAUGAAUGUAAAGACGCUAUUACAAAAGAUAAUUCAAAAAGUAACAUUCAAACAUCAUUUAAUGUAUUGCUGGCAUUGAUCGAUAAUGUAUUUACCAAAAUUUGUUUGAUUUUUGAAAAUAUGAAUGAACGGAUGACGGCUCUCACAAAGAAAGUCGUUGAAGUCGAGGAACAACUUACAAUAUAUAAACAAGGAAUGGAUGUUUUAACACAUCGACAAAUGCAAAAUGAUAAAAGUCUACUUCUUCGUGAACUUUUCAAUAAACCAAGAGAUAUUAUCAAAGAAUCAGUUCGAAAAGUUCACUUGCCGAUGAAUUACUUGGACAAUAUUUAUGAUAAGAAUUUUGAACAAAAUUUAGACAAACAAAAUACGUUCUUAUCGUAUUCAAUAAACCAAGUUGCUCAACAAAUUGGUUUAACCUCUUCUGAGCUCGUCAAAUAUCUACAAGUAAAACAACAAUCAAAUGCAAAUUUUCAUUUAAACGACGAAAUAAAGGAAUUUUCAAAACGUCAUAUAACAGAUGAAAAUUAUAAUUUACUGAAUCUUAUUGCAGAACAGCAACUUCUUGUUAGUUUCAAUGAAGUAGAACAAAAAAAAUUACAAACAGUUUUUGAAAAAAUUUGUCAAAUAUUAAACAAGUCCAGUUGUGAAGAACAUCAACCUCGAUUUAAUCGAAAUGAUCAUGUACAAGUGUUAUAUGAUGAUGGGCAGUUAUAUUGGGCAACAUUGAAUUUAUUUGAUUCAAAAACAAAUAAAUGGAAGGUGGUUUAUGAUUGUCGAGAAUAUGGAUCUGAAUGGGUGAUAGCUCGUCGUAUAUUCAAAAGAUAA